AUAUCAGAACUUAGAAAGGCAUAACUGUAAUUUUCCAAACAGAAGGACACAGUUAAUAAACAAGGGUUUAUGCUGAGGAGGGUUUAGCAUUACCUUCAUUCUCGUCACAAAUGGCAUCUCUGCAAGCUAUCAGCCGCUCGCGAUGUUCGAAGUUCUCUUACUUGUUCAAGGUACGACCUUUGCAUCCUUCUCCUUUUGCUUCCAUUAAUAGCUUUGGCAACAACCUUCAAACCCUAGCCAAAACCCUAAGCACCUCCACGGUCCCUUAUGAAUUCCAAAGGUCUCCUCCGCUGCAACGUCCACCGUCCGAUUCUUGGUCUUUCCCUGAUCAGGGAAACCCUGGCGAGUGGGGAUCACAGUCACAGGGACAUGGCCACCCCCAAAGUGGAAACACAAACCCUAACCAGUGGAACUCACAGGGCCAAAUCCCCAAUAAUCAAUUAGCGUACCAGAGCCAGAACCCGAGCUGUGAUCGUGGGUAUCCUAAUCAGGGUCAGAAUCGCGGAAUUCCUGACCAGGGAAAUCCUGGGUAUGGAAACAAUCAAUGGAACACUCAGACUCAGUAUCAGAACUUGAAUCAAUUGAACACUCAGAACCUGGAUUAUCAGCAAUCCAGAGGGCCGUAUCAGUGGAACAACCCGAAUCAAAGUUCCCCUCAACGCCCAAACCCCAGUCAGUGGACUGGGCAAGUUCAAAACUCUACUCAAAUGACCAACACUCAAGCUUCAAAUCGAGGCCAGGCUUUCGAGAAUCAGAUGCCCAAUGUUAUCCAACUUUCUGUUUCAGAUUUAGGCCGACUCUGCCAAGAGGGGAAGGUUAAAGAAGCCAUUGAAUUGAUGGACAAGGAAGGGGUGAAAGCGGAUGCAAAUUGUUUUCAUGCUUUGUUUGAGUUAUGUGGGCAAUCGAAGUUGUUAGACAAUGCGAAAAAGGUUCAUGAUUUUUUUUUGCAAUCGACCUGGAGGAGCGAACGUCAGUUGAUCAAUAAGGUGAUUGAAAUGUAUGUGAAAUGUGGGAGCAUGACUGAUGCACGGAGAGUGUUCGACUAUAUGACUGACCGGACUCUUGAUUCUUGGAAUUUGAUGAUAAAUGGAUAUGCAGAUAACGGAUUGGGAGAUGAUGGAUUGCAAUUAUUUGAGCAGAUGAGGGAAAAAGGAUUCCAACCUAAUUCUGAGACUUUUCUUGCAGUGUUCUCGGCUUGUGGUAGUGCAGAUGCUGUGGAAGAAGCCUUUAUACAUUUCGAAUCAAUGAAAACUGAGUAUGGAAUUGCUCCAGAGAUGGAGCAUUAUCUGGGGAUACUUGGUGUUUAUGGUAAGUGUGGACAUCUACGUGAAGCAGAGGAUUACAUAGCAAAACUCCCUUUCGAGCCCACUGUGGCAGUUUGGGAGGCUUUGAGAGAUUAUGCUCAGAUUCAUGGGGAUGUUGAUCUUCAAGACCGUACUGAGGAGAUCAUCACUGUUCUUGACCAGUCUAAGGCUGUUACUAAUAAGAUUCCUACUCCACCACCCAAAAAGCUUAAUGCCAUUAACAUGCUAGAUGGAAAGAACAAGAUUGUUGAGUUCAAAAGCCCAACUCUAUACAAGGAUGAUGAGAAGUUGAAAGCCCUGAGUGGAAUGAGAGAAGCUGGUUAUGUGCCUGACACGAGAUAUGUGCUUCAUGACAUUGAUCAGGAAGCCAAGGAGCAGGCCUUGCUUUAUCACAGUGAGCGGCUGGCAAUUGCAUAUGGCCUUAUUAGUACUCCGGCGAGGACACCUCUUAGGAUCAUUAAGAAUCUCCGAGUCUGUGGAGAUUGCCAUAAUGCCAUCAAGAUCAUGUCUAAGAUUGUUGGGAGGGAAUUGAUUGUUAGAGACAACAAAAGAUUUCAUCAUUUCAAGGACGGAAAAUGCUCUUGUGGGGACUACUGGUAACUUCUAUGAUCCGCGUUUACCAUUAUACACAGCUGACAAAGAUUUUCUCCCUCAUUACAAUUAUUGCGUAAAGCUUGAAAAUUGACAAGGUUGAUGGGAUUUUAUGGAAGUGGCCAUUUGCAGCUAUAUAAUAUAAUGUAUUGUCCUGUUGCUAUGAAUUCAAUCAAUUAUUUUCUAGAAUGUCAAAUAUAAUUACCUUUCUUCUUUC
Molecule: messenger RNA, 2112 nt
Organism: Humulus lupulus (European hop)
Lineage: Eukaryota; Viridiplantae; Streptophyta; Magnoliopsida; Rosales; Cannabaceae
Product: pentatricopeptide repeat-containing protein At2g15690, mitochondrial
Exons: 1
Coding region: 111-1904 (597 amino acids)
Biological process (GO): RNA modification
Molecular function (GO): protein binding; RNA binding; zinc ion binding
Source: RefSeq, a predicted model, not a curated record